Messenger RNA from Hevea brasiliensis (rubber tree), 2529 nucleotides. RefSeq names its product subtilisin-like protease SBT5.3. The transcript has 11 exons. Gene Ontology annotation, molecular function: serine-type endopeptidase activity. The record is from RefSeq and is a predicted model, not a curated record. The coding region runs from base 67 to 2379 and encodes 770 amino acids. Gene Ontology annotation, biological process: proteolysis. NCBI's taxonomy places the organism in Eukaryota, Viridiplantae, Streptophyta, Magnoliopsida, Malpighiales, Euphorbiaceae.
AAGGAAAGGCCCCUACGAAAACAGAUUAAGCAGCAGAGUGAGCACUAUUUACUGUCGCAGCAAGAAAUGAGGCUACUAAAUCCUACCCUUCUCUUCUUAUCAUUUAUUUUUCUUACUUCACUGCACAGACCCACCUUUGCCUCCAAAAAGUCAUAUGUGGUGUACUUGGGAGCACAUUCAGAUGGCCAAGAAUUGACUUCGAUCGAUCAAAAUCUUGUUUCUGAUUCUCACUAUGAUUUUCUUGGAUCAUUUCUUGGAAGUCGAGAGUUCGCUCAAGAUGCCAUAUUUUACUCAUACACAAGGAACAUCAAUGGUUUUGCUGCAACUAUAGAAGAUGAAGUUGCAGCACAAAUAGCUAAGCAUCCAAAAGUGGUUUCAGUCUUCUUGAACACUGGAAAAAAGUUGCAUACAACUCAUUCAUGGAGCUUCCUUGGACUCGAGCAAAACGGUGUAGUUCCUUCUAACUCAAUCUGGAAGAAAGCAAGAUAUGGUGAAGAUAUAAUUAUUGGAAACCUUGAUACUGGUGUCUGGCCUGAAUCAAAAAGCUUCAGUGACGAAGGGUUGGGACCGAUUCCUUCAAAGUGGAAAGGAAUAUGUCAAAAUGGAUCAGAUCCCGGUUUUCACUGCAAUAGGAAGCUUAUUGGGGCAAGGUACUUCAACAAAGGUUAUGCCUCGGCGGUUGGUCCUCUGAAUUCCACCUUCGAAACACCUCGAGAUAAAGAUGGUCAUGGAACACAUACCCUAUCAACAGCAGGCGGUAAUUUUGUAGCAGGAGCCAAUGUGUUUGGGUUAGGCAAUGGAACAGCAAAAGGUGGUUCACCAAAAGCAAGAGUUGCAGCUUACAAGGUCUGCUAUCCCCCAGUUGGUGGAAAUGAGUGCUUUGAUGCAGAUAUCUUAGCAGGAUUUGACACUGCAAUAAGCGAUGGGGUUGAUGUCCUUUCUGUGUCACUGGGAGCAGUUCCUACCCCUUUCUUUAGUGACAGCGUUUCAAUUGGCUCUUUCCAUGCUGUAAAGCAUGGGAUUGUCGUGAUUUGUUCUGCUGGUAAUUCUGGUCCUGAUGAAGCUACUGUCUCCAAUCUUGCACCCUGGCAGAUCACUGUUGGUGCCAGUACCCAGGACAGGGAGUUCCCCAGUUAUGUUACCCUUGGCAAUAACAUUAUUUACAAGGGGGAAAGCCUAUCAGCAAUGGCCUUGCCAAAGAAUAAGUUCUUCCCAAUUAUAAGUGCUGCAGAUGCUAGAACAGCUAAUGCAUCGGUGGAAGAUGCGCUGCUGUGCGAAGCUGGAACACUUGAUCCCAAGAAGGCCAAGGGGAAGAUCUUGGUCUGCCUUCGAGGAGUAAAUGCAAGAGUGGAUAAGGGUGAGCAAGCUUCUCUAGCUGGUGCUGUUGGGAUGGUUCUUGCCAAUGACAAGGAUUCUGGGAAUGAAAUUCUCGCUGAUCCUCAUGUCCUUCCUGCUUCUCAUGUAAAUUACACCAUUGGUGUUGCUAUCUUCGCUUACAUUAACUCCACCAAGUCUCCUAUUGCUCACAUUACACCUCCAAUAACACAAAUAGGCACAAAGCCAGCUCCCUUCAUGGCAGCAUUUUCAUCCAAGGGUCCCAACACAAUUGCUCCAGACAUCCUCAAACCUGAUAUCACAGCACCAGGAGUAAGUAUCAUAGCAGCUUACACAGAAGCAGAAGGACCAACAAAUGAAGAUUUUGAUACACGACGAGUUCUGUUUAACUCUAUAUCAGGCACUUCAAUGUCAUGUCCUCAUGUUUCAGGCGUUGCUGGCCUUCUUAGAACUCUCUAUCCAAACUGGAGUCCUGCAGCAAUUAAAUCAGCAAUUAUGACUAGUGCAACAACGCGGGAUAACAAGAAGGAGCCAAUUCUGAACGCAUCCUACUCCAAGGCUACUCCAUUCAGUUAUGGAGCAGGACAUAUCAGACCAAACCAAGCUAUGGAUCCAGGGCUGGUUUAUGACCUGACUGUUUACGAUUACCUGAAAUUUUUAUGUGCCUUGGGAUACAAUGCAACCCAAAUUUUAUCAUUCUCAGAGACUCCUUACAAAUGCCCUUCCAAGCCUAUUAGUCUUGCCAACUUCAACUACCCUUCCAUCACCAUCCCAAAUUUCAAUGGCUGGAUGACGGUCACUCGAAGAGUUAAAAAUGUUGGCAGUAUUCCAAGUACAUAUAGAGCUCGUAUCAGAAAACCAACUGGGAUUUCCAUUUCUGUUGAGCCAGAGAUCUUGAAAUUCAAUAAAGUUGGCGAAGAGAAGAGCUUUCAUGUUACCCUGAAAAGCCAAAAAUCCUCUCCAAGAAAGGACUAUGUAUAUGGAGAGCUGAUAUGGUCAGAUAGCAAGCACACUGUGAGGAGUCCUAUUGUGGUGAAGUGGUGAAAAGCAGCUAAUGCUUCAUGAAAAUAGAGUUGAUUAAUUAACUAUUACAACUCAAUCCUGCUUAGAAGCUAUAAUUAUUCUCAGGAAUUGCUGAUGUUCCUUUGAUAAGAAUAAUGAAUAAGAAAAGUAAAGUAUUAGCAAUUAGCUACA